Callorhinus ursinus (northern fur seal) is the source of this 2645-nucleotide messenger RNA. The record is from RefSeq and is a predicted model, not a curated record. Lineage: Eukaryota; Metazoa; Chordata; Mammalia; Carnivora; Otariidae.
CAGGGUCGAAAGCGAGAAGCGCGCAGAAGCUCCCAGCGUCUGCGCCCAGCCCAGCGCGAGAAAAGGCGCUAAGUGAGAAAUUACUUAGGCAUGAAAAGAAAUGAAGUACCAAUACCCCCUACACUGUGGGUGAAGCUUGAAAACAUGCUCAGUGGAAGAAGCCAGACACAAAAGGCCACAUAAUGUAAACUAUAGUGACACUGAAACCGAAGGAGAGAUUUUUAAUUCCUUAGUGCAAUAUUUUGGUGAUAAUUUGGGGCAGAAAGUUAAAGCUAUGCCAUUAGUUGAAGAAACUUCUUUACUGGAAGAUUCAUCAGUGACUUUGCCUGUGGUAGUAAUAGGAAAUGGACCCUCAGGAAUCUGCCUUUCUUAUAUGUUAUCAGGCUACAGACCAUAUUUAUCAUCAGAAGCAAUACAUCCAAAUACAAUCUUACAUAGUAAAUUAGAAGAAGCAAGACAUCUUUCCAUUGUUGAUCAGGACUUAGAAUACUUGUCUGAGGGCCUUGAGGGCCGAUCAUCCAAUCCAGUUGCAGUACUUUUUGACACACUUCUUCAUCCAGAUGCUGACUUUGGUUAUGAUUAUCCAUCCGUUUUGCAUUGGAAAUUAGAACAACAUCAUUACAUCCCUCACUUAGUUCUUGGUAAAGGUCCACCUGGUGGAGCUUGGCAUAAUAUGGAAGGUUCCAUGUUGACAAUCAGCUUUGGAAAUUGGAUGGAGCUACCUGGACUUAAAUUUAAAGAUUGGGUAUCUAGCAAACGAAGGAACCUAAAAGGAGACAGAGUUAUGCCAGAGGAAAUAGCUCGCUACUAUAAACAUUAUGUAAAAGUCAUGGGUCUUCAGAAGAAUUUCAGAGAGAAUACUUACAUCACCUCUGUAUCAAGACUCUACAGAGAUCAAGAUGAUGAUGGACAAGACAGAAAUAUUUCAACCCAGCAUUUACAGAUAGAGAAGUCUAAAUUUAUCAAGAGAAAUUGGGAAAUCAGGGGUUAUCAGCGAAUAGCGGAUGGUUCCCAUGUUCCCUUCUGUCUCUUUGCUGAAAAUGUAGCUCUGGCAACUGGAACAUUGGAUUCUCCUGCCCAUCUGGAAAUUGAAGGGGAAGAUUUUCCUUUUGUGUUUCAUUCAAUGCCUGAAUUUGGAGCUGCUAUAACCAAAGGAAAGUUGCGUGGCAAAGUGGAUCCAGUGUUAAUUGUAGGUUCUGGGCUUACUGCAGCUGAUGCAGUACUGUGUGCGUACAACAAUAAUAUUCCUGUGAUUCAUGUGUUUCGCAGACGAGUAACUGAUCCAAGCUUAAUUUUCAAACAGCUUCCCAAAAAGCUUUAUCCAGAAUACCAUAAAGUCUAUCAUAUGAUGUGUACUCAGUCAUAUUCUGUAGAGUCCAAUCUUUUAUCUGAUUAUACCAGUUUUCCUGAGCACCAUGUGCUUUCCUUUAAGGCGGACAUGAAAUGCAUUCUUCAAAGCCUCUCUGGAUUGAAAAAAAUAUUUAAGCUCUCUGCAGCAGUAGUACUCAUAGGUUCUCAUCCCAAUCUGUCUUUUCUGAAGGAACAAGGCUGUUACUUGGGCCAUAACUCAAGCCAGCCAAUCACAUGUAAGAGUAAUCCUGUGGAAAUAGAUGCAUAUACCUACGAAUGUGUUAAAGAAGCCAACCUUUUUGCAUUGGGUCCUUUGGUUGGAGACAAUUUUGUUCGAUUUUUAAAGGGAGGGGCAUUGGGUGUGACACGCUGUUUAGCUACAAGACAGAAAAAAAAACAUUUAUUUGUUGAAAGAGGAGGAGAUGGGAUAGCUUAAAGCGAGUUUAUAAGUAAUUAAUAUGGGCAGUUAACCAUUAAAGAUUUUUCAUAGUGGUUUUGCAGUGUACUGGCUUGAAUUUUCUGGACUUGAAUUAACUGUGGAAGAGAGCCUCAAGCUAUAGUAACUAUUUAAAGUUACAAGAACUUGGUGUUCUGAUUUAUAUUGUAUCAGAGGUGUCACUGUCAGACAAAUAGAAACACUGCCAAUUUGGUAUACUUUAAGCUUUCACUUAACUAAAACAUUCUUUUCUGCCAAGACUUACUUUUUGUGAUCAUUUGUGGCUACGUUUGAUUCCAAAAUCUUACAGCCUUGAAUAAUCUAUAAAACCAUAUGGUAUAUUAGGCCAGAAACCAUCUUCGUUAUACUUUAGGUCACCUUGCUGCUCAAGGGUGGUCUAAAGACCAGCAUUAGCUUCAUAUGUAGCUUGUUAGAAAUGUGGAUCCUCAGGUCCCACAACAGAAUUAGUGAAUCAAACUGCAUCUAAUGAGAUCCUCAAGGAAUAUGUAUGCUUACUAAAGUUUGAGGCACACUGGUCUAAAAGAAAAUGUGAUAUAAGUUAUGUAUGCUGGGGGUGGGCAUGGUAGGAGGCAUUUACAACUCAGGUUUAAUUUAUUUUCAAUUAUCAAUUUCUAUAAAUCUAAUUUAUUACCAAAUGUGGUAUUUUAAAAAAAUAUUUUUAUUGUUGAAACCUUGAUAAGUACUUCAUAUUCUUAGCUUCUAAUAAAGUCCAAUAAUGUUGGCAUACACUUAGACAUUCAGGAACCUGCCAAGAUAUUUUUGGAGAUUUAUUCUCUAACUCACAUAACCACCUAAUUUGCAAUUCAAUAAAUUGUGAAUUAAACUAUCCCCGUGUGAA